GUUUUCUACGUUGCUUAUGCUGGCGCACUAGUACCAGUUUUGUCCAAGCAAUGUCGCAGCGACUUCGGAGCGUACUGCUGGGUCAAUGCAACAAAGGCAAAUGUAUUCGGCACGGACUGACCCGUUACACGGUCGACUCAGCACGUCCCUUUCUGUUGAGUCUCGUGUCACAAUACAAAAAACGGCGGCCUUGAUACCAGUGGAUCUCGAGUGCGAGCUGACGGUACAAAUAUUGGUUUAGAACAAUCGCUGAGUACUCAGUAGUCACCCCACCAGCUCCAUCCUCCUCCGUCCGUGAGGACUGAGGAGCUUCCUUUGUUCCAGGUCGGCUUUCUGAUCACCAGAGGCGGCAAUGGAGGGAGACGGCAGGGAGCCCGAGACGUGGGAGCCGAUGUGGAGCGCACGGUGCAGCCCAGCAACCUCAUCGGCGGGCUCCCUGGAGGACGCCGGCGACGAGCUGGACGAGCAGCAGAGCCCGCCUGCCGAUGCCGAGGACAAGGUGUUCGUUGCGCUACCCGAGGAGGUCAGCGACGGGAGGAGCACCUUGCUGUGGGCGCUGCACAAUUUGAUGGAGGAUGGGUCCAAGCUUGUGAUAGUUCAUGUCCAUAGCCCUGCACAGGAGAUUGCCAAGGUAAGGAAUCAUACCAGCAUGAAACCAGAAGAAAUAAAAAAAUACAUAAAGCUGAAGCGAGAAAAGGCAGACAAGAACCUAGAUGCAUUUGUUCAGAUAGCAAAAUGCACAAGGGAAGAUCUACAGGUUGAUUGUGAGACAGUAAUAAUUGAGAUGGACAAUGUUGCUACAGGACUUGUUAAACUCAUUUCCCUUCAUAGCAUCACCAAGCUUGUCAUGGGAGCAGCCGCAGACCAACAUUACUCAAGGGAAAUGAACACACCAAAGUCCUUGACAGCACUCAAGCUGAUGGAGACAGCAGCCCCAUCAUGCAAGAUAUGGUUUACCUGUAAAGGGCAUUUGAUAUGUACCAGGGAAGAAAAUGAAAACCUUCCUGCAAUACCUCCAUCACCAGAAGAAAGCACUGUUCCACUAUUACCAGCAGGCAGCAUUUCAAACCAAAUGAGAUCAACGGCACUCCCUGAAUUGGAAUAUGAAGUAUCAAGCUCCAAAGGAUGCACUUCAAGUUCAUUGGUAGCAACAGAAAUGACUACUUGGGAUUAUUUUUUUGGAGAUUGGGGAAUGAGAGUAUAUGGAUCAUCAAAAACUGAGGAUGCUCAAUCUUUGGUUACUGAUGGUACAAAUGAACUAACACCAGUGAAACAUUCUCUAACUCAUGAAUCUGGUAAUGUCUACUUUCUACAGGCAUCAGCAAGUAAUCAGGAAGAUAAACCAAGUGUUGAUGUAGAAAUGUGUGAUAAUCUUCAACAUCUGUGUAAUGAAGCUAAGUUAUUGGAUGAUGAACCAGAUGAAGAAUCGAAAAAACUCCACAAAGCCGAAACGGACCUGCUUUCAGCACUUCAAAGAAUUAAAGAAUUGGAAGGGUCCUAUCUUCAUGAGGUGGGCCAGCGGGAAGAAACUGAGAAGAUGUUUUCUAAACAGAGGUUGAAGACUGACGAACUGAGAAGACAACGCUACACAUUAUCUGAUGAAUUACAGGAUUCAAAUAAGCAUAAGCUUAUACUUGAACAACGUAUAAAUCAGAUCAAGUCUUCUGCAAAAGAUCAUGUGGAAGAAAUUACCAAACAUUUCCUCAAACAAUCACAUGAGGAAUCUAAAAAACACCGAAAAAUCGAAAUGGAUCUACUUUCAACACUUCAAAGAGUUAAAGAGAUCGAGAGUUUGUUCCAAAAUGAGAGGGCACAAAGGAAAGAAAUGGAGGAGAAGGUAGCAAGACAGAGGACAGAGAUUGAAGAAACAAAGAGGGAACGAGAUAAACUGUAUUACGAUUUACACGAUGUAAAAGAGCAGAAGCUCCAACUGGAAGUCACUGAUGCAUCUAAAGAAAUUGACAGAAGAAGAAAAGCUGAAAGAGAUCUCCUCUCAGCACUUCAAAGAAUUAAAGACCUGGAGCAUCAGCAUAUACAUGAGGUGGAAAAAAGGGAUGAAAUGCAGGAGAUAGUGGCAAGACAGGAGGAGGAAAUUAAAGCAACAAAAAGACAGUUACAAGGGAUACAUGACAGAAUUAUGAUUGAGAUGAAAUCCGCCGUGAAAGUUCAUGAAGAAAAGCUUGCAGACACGAAACAGUUUCUCCAAGAGCUCCAAUCAAAGUAUGAAAAGUUACUGCACGACAGAGAUGCUGCAGUUGCAGAAGCCAAGGAGUUGCGCCAAAAGAACAAGCAAAGAGGCUCCAUGACAAAUGAACCUUUGAACACCGAGUUCUCAUUUGCUGAGCUGCAGCAAGCAACCAAAGGAUUUGAUGCAGAAUUCAAGAUUAGUGACGACGGAUUUGCAAGCAUCUAUAAAGGUUUCCUUCGCAACACAACAGUAGCUAUAAAGUUAUUUCACCCUCAAAGCUUGACUGGACAGGCAAAGUUUCAUCGAGAGGUUGCUGUUCUCAGCAGAGUGAGACACCCUAACCUCAUCACGCUGAUAGGAGCAUGCCCAAACCAUUUCACGCUGGUGUAUGAGUUCCUCCCAAAUGGUAGUGUCGAGGACAGGCUCUCAUGCAAGAAAAACAUGCCAUCUCUAACAUGGAAGGUGCGCACAAGGAUCAUUGGGGAAAUAUGCUCAGCUUUGGCUUUCAUCCACUCACAAAAGCCUUAUCCAAUUGUUCACGGUGAUCUAAAUCUGGCCAACAUUCUCCUUGAUGCCAACUUCGUCAGCAAGCUGGGAGACUUGGGCAUCUGCCAGUUUCUCUCACAGUCGAAUAUAACAACCAUCAACCAGCAGCGUCACCCUACGAACCAUAGAGGGACACUAUGCUAUAUGGACAGUGAUGAAUUCCAGUCAGCAUGUGAGCUCAUGUUGUGGUCCGACGUGCACUCAUUUGGCAUUAUCAUUCUUCGCCUAUUGACAGGGAGAUCGCAGCAUCGUAUUGCUGGGAUAGUGGAAGAAGCAAUGGAGAAAGGGAACCUGCAUUCCAUCAUGGACACCUCUGCAGGGGACUGGCCUUUGGUGCAGGCCAAGCAGCUAGCGCAUCUUGGUCUUAGAUGCAUCACCAUGAGUGGGGGGCGCCAGCCAGAUCUUGGUGGGGAAGCUUGGGAGGUGAUCGAGGUGCUGAUGAGAGACGCUUGCCUGACCGCUGGUCCAUCUGAAUUUGCAUCAUCUUCAAACGAUGAUUCCACUCCAUCAUGCUUCAUCUGUCCAAUUUUUCAGGAGGUGAUGAAUGAUCCUUACAUCGCAGCAGAUGGGUUCACAUACGAAGCUACAGCAAUCAAGGAAUGGCUUGACAGCGGGGCCGACACAUCGCCCAUGACAAACCUAAGACUAGCACACCGCGGCCUCACCCCAAACAGGGCGCUCCGUUCGGCCAUUCUCGAGUGGCAACAGCACUGGAAGUGAUGCAUUCACUUGAUGCGGAUGCAGCAGCUCAUGCCAGACGCUUCAUCCAGCUAUGAACAGUGCGGCCAGGGUUUUUAAUGGGUUUUACGAUGCCAUUGUGAAACCAAUUGGUAUCAAAUGAACACUCUCAUAUGCUACUAUAAAAUCUGGCGUGGA
Molecule: messenger RNA, 3610 nt
Organism: Panicum hallii
Lineage: Eukaryota; Viridiplantae; Streptophyta; Magnoliopsida; Poales; Poaceae
Product: U-box domain-containing protein 33-like
Exons: 13
Coding region: 353-3454 (1033 amino acids)
Biological process (GO): protein phosphorylation; protein ubiquitination
Molecular function (GO): ATP binding; ubiquitin-protein transferase activity; protein kinase activity
Source: RefSeq, a predicted model, not a curated record